GUUUAAAUUGAUUAUUUUUUUGUCGAGGUAUCAGCAUUGCCGCAGUUUCACGUCAUUUGAUAAUUAAUAAUGUUGAUUUUGGUGUAUGGUUGAAUAAUUUGUAACUUGUAACUUCAGCUCGUUUUACUUGUCCUAACUCAAACCAAAACCACUUUCUCUUCUCACUUUUUUCCCACUCCGUGCCACCCCAAACGGAAUAAGUUUAGAUAUGUCCAGGAUCGUCGAACAAAACUAGCACCAGCAAAAAUGAGCACGCCCUUGUUCCAUGAAUUCAAAAAGCAAGCUUCUUUCUUCCUAAAGGAGAAAAUAAAAACUGCUAGAUUAGCUCUGACAGAUGUCACCCCUGCAGAACUGAUGACAGAAGAGACAACCGGUGGAAAUCCAUGGGCUCCAGAUUCCAGAACUCUCAGAUCAAUUUCAAAGGCUGCUUUUGAGUUAGAUGAUUAUUGGAGGAUUGUGGAGAUUCUGCAUAGAAGGUUCCUGAAAUUCGAAAAGAAGAAUUGGAGGAUCUCUUACAAUUCCCUGAUCGUGCUUGAGCACCUGUUGACUCAAGGACCAGAGAGUGUUGCUGAGGAAUUUAAGAGUGACAAAAAUGUCAUCAGCCAGAUGAAAAGUUUUCAGUAUAUUGAUGACACUGGGUUUAAUUGGGGCCUAACUGUCAGAAAGAAAUCGGAGAGAAUAGUGAAUCUGCUGGAAGAAGUAACUCUUCUAAAGGAAGAGAGAAAACAAGCUAGAAGGUUAUCUAGAGGAAUUGAAGGUUUUGGAAGUUUUCCCCAUCGGUCAACUCCAGCACAAAGUAUUCUACGUGAGAAAUCAAUGCCAACCACACUCGAGAGAUAUGACUCAGACUUGAACAACCAUGAAGAUCAGGAAAACAAGUCCUCUUGUUCAAACAAUGGUGUGGAUGUGGACACAGUAGCUGUGAAAUCUCCUGGCCAUCAAGGUGGAACUUUCAAGUCCUUGGAUGGUGUGGAAGACAAGGGAUACCAGGAUGAUCUAGGCAACAGUCAAAUGCUUCAGAAAUCUGAAACAGAUGCUAAAGAAAACAAGGAGCCUAGCAAGGAAGAGUUCCAUCUAUGGAACAUGAAAGGUGAGUCCAAACCCCUUUUGGAUUGUGGUGAAGAGGAUUCCAGGAUUGGAAUCAUCAGAACCGAAGAUGAUUACCCCUUUAAUUCAACUGAAUUGCAUGGCACUGCCUCACUGCUUUCUGCCAGAGACGGAAUACUACAAGGGUGUUGAAGCAAUUUGAAAAUUUAAAUGAAGCCAACAAGUCCAAGUUGUCUGCAAAUUGCAUUUUGCAUUCCUGAAUAUAUAGGUAACCAUUGUGUUACUGCCAGAAUAUUUCCUCAUUAUCACCGGUUUGUUUCAGAACAAAGAUGACAGUUUUUGCCAUUUUGUAAUGUAUUUCUCCAUAUUUUGAUCUCUUCAGAUAAUUUUUCAUAAAGUAGAAAAAAAUAUGAUGAGUUAAGUG
This is a messenger RNA of Vigna umbellata (rice bean), 1471 nucleotides long. Its product is annotated as epsin-3-like. The record is from RefSeq and is a predicted model, not a curated record. Gene Ontology annotation, biological process: endocytosis. Gene Ontology annotation, molecular function: clathrin binding; phospholipid binding. NCBI's taxonomy places the organism in Eukaryota, Viridiplantae, Streptophyta, Magnoliopsida, Fabales, Fabaceae. Gene Ontology annotation, cellular component: clathrin vesicle coat; endosome; plasma membrane.